AAUAAUUACUGUAAAAUGGAUAAUAUUUCUUUUUCAUAUGAUAAGAUAUCGGGAGACGAUAAGAGUUUAAGUUUGUUACAAGAAUCUAAUCUCAUUAAUGAAGAAAAGUGGAUAUGUGCAGAAUCAUACGAGGAAAUACUCGCUUUAAUUCAAAACUAUGAAACAGAAACUGUGUCAAAGUUUUCAUGCUAUUCUGCUGACAAAAACUUUGGUAAUAUAGAAGCUUCUGUCAAACACCACAAAAUAAGAUGGGAGGACGACUCUGUACCUUUUAAUGGUGUUCCAUUCGUGAUUGUAGGAAGUAAAGUCUUUGACUGUAUGCAUGGAAGAGAUAGAAAAGUAUCUUUUAAAGAAGAAUAUAAAAUGCGUUGCAAUGAUAGAAAGGUAUCUGAUCACAGUUACUUUAAAAGCUAUGAAAUGAUCCAGGACACAAAGAAAUUUAAUUGUAUUCACAAAUAAAGAUCAAAGAAGUUUUAAAAUUUCCAGAUUUUAAGGUUUUA
Messenger RNA from Hydra vulgaris (swiftwater hydra), 500 nucleotides. The record is from RefSeq and is a predicted model, not a curated record. NCBI's taxonomy places the organism in Eukaryota, Metazoa, Cnidaria, Hydrozoa, Anthoathecata, Hydridae.